Molecule: messenger RNA, 4538 nt
Organism: Leptinotarsa decemlineata (Colorado potato beetle)
Lineage: Eukaryota; Metazoa; Arthropoda; Insecta; Coleoptera; Chrysomelidae
Gene: trbd
Product: ubiquitin thioesterase trabid
Biological process (GO): cytoskeleton organization; cell migration; positive regulation of Wnt signaling pathway
Cellular component (GO): cytoplasm; nucleus
Molecular function (GO): cysteine-type deubiquitinase activity; K63-linked polyubiquitin modification-dependent protein binding
Source: RefSeq, a predicted model, not a curated record
AUUGUUUUUUGCCUAUUUUGCGAUGAGAAAAAGAAAACAGGAGGGCGAAUUUUGAGUGAAUUUGUGAGGUCAAACUAGUAUUUAUGUUUUGACAUUUUAGUGAUUACUGUUUCUUUGGUGGAUUUCCCGUUCUUAAAUGGUAUCCAAAUUAUUUGUUUUCAAAUCAACACGUAAAUUGUACCGCUGUGCCUUCAUUACAAUACAUUUUUUCAUGAAUAUUGUUGAAGGUUCCAAAAUAAUAAUGUCUAGUUAAUUGUAUUGAAGUUUAUUGGACAAUAGAAAAUCACAAAUUGAAAUCAAAUAAGCAUGAUAAAUUCAUGACAUAGAAAGUACGCUUGAACCAUUUUUUGGUGCUCAGGUAUAAAACUACAGCUAAGAUGAGUGAUAAUGAAAAGAAAUGGUCCUGCGAAUACUGUACCUACGAAAACUACCCAUCUUCCAUAAAGUGCACCAUGUGCAGAGGUCCCAAACCUUUCGUCAGCGAAGACAUAUACCGGCUGCACGGCGAUAAGAUAAAUGCAGACGAGAAAUUCUCCUCGAUAGGCUCUGCUGCCGGUCCCCUAGAAAAUAACGAGUCGAAAUGUGUGAAGUGCACCUACAAUCUGUCAAACACGUGUAUUAUUUGUGGAGCGACUUCACUCUCCGGCAACACGCUGCACGAACAUAUUCAGCCCCUUCGAAUCUCCCAGCAUUCUGAUCUAGCGCAAAGCCUUUCGCGUUCAAGAAAUAACAGCCCCCCAGCUAGCCUCACAAACAUUGAAAACACCAGGAGGACGUCCCAGGCCAAGUGGAUGUGCCAGACUUGUACUUACGAAAACUGGCCAAAAUCGCCAAAGUGUGCGAUGUGCGGCACUCUAAACAGCAGCCAAAGAUCCCAAGCUUCUAGUCUUAUAAUUCCUUCUCCUGAUCGAAUAAUCGAUACUGACUUGAAUCAAGAUGAUAAAUUUAAGGAUUACAUUCUUGAUUCUGGUCAGGGUCCUAAUAAUCUGGAGAACGAACGUAAAACUAGACACAUGAGACGUAAUGCUGACUGGAGAUGGUUGAACGCGUGCAUGGGGGUCAUUGAAGGCGACCCCAAUCCCGUUGAAGCUUAUCUGUCAUCAGGUGGAGACCCAGCUAGGACACUUACAGCUUCUGAAGUCGCCAUCCUGAAUAGAAGUUCUGCUUUCGACGUUGGACAUACUCUGGUUCAUUUAGCUAUAAGAUUUCAAAGAGAAGACUUGCUGUCUGUCUUACUAUCUCAAAUAGAAGGAUCUGGAUCUGGAGUCAAGCGUGUCCCUAGUUACGUAGCCCCCGAUCUAGCUGCGGAUAUCAGAAGACAUUUUGCUUCUACCAUUCGACUGCGUAAAGGGAAUUUUCCUUGCAAUUUCGUAACGGAGUUUCCCACUUUCACGUUACCUGCAGAAGUUGACGAAUUACCCCCCUCCGUUCAGGAUCAACUGUUUUCCGAGCUGCUCGACAAAGAUGCCCAGGAGCAAUUGGAGACGGAUCCUGCUGUCAUAAAUUGGUCGUUAGACAUAACCGUUCGACUGGGAUCUCGUCUGUACGCCCUGUGGAACCGAUCUGCAGGGGACUGCCUUCUAGAUUCAGUCAUGCAGGCUACUUGGGGAGUCUUCGACAGGGACAACAUGCUCAGGAGGGCUCUGGCCGAAAGUCUCGCCCAAGGAGGACAUGUGUUCUACCCGAGAUGGAAAGAGUACGAGUCAAGCCACGCCUCCAUCCUUCAAUACUCCUUGGACGAGGGGCAAUGGGAAGAAGAUUGGACAAGCUUGUUGUCGCUUGCUAGCCAGCCUGGCACAAGUCUUGAACAACUACACGUUUUUGCAUUGGCGCAUAUCCUCCGUCGCCCGAUCAUCGUCUACGGUGUCAAGUUCGUCAAAAGUUUCAGAGGAGAAGCCAUCGGAUAUGCCAGAUUCGAAGGGGUCUACCUGCCUUUGCUGUGGGAACAAAGUUUCUGUAUACGUACCCCGAUCGCCCUGGGGUAUACCAGAGGCCACUUCUCAGCCCUAGUUCCAAUUGAACCGUACAGCAGAAUCGAUUCUCGGCCUCUCCUCCAGCACAGCAACAUGAAUCCGGACCACAUGAGGAGCACUUUCCUGCCUCUGAUGGACAGGGAGCGGAAGAUUCUGCCGAUACAUUUCCUAACAGAAUCAGAGUUGGGCAGGGAGGAAGCGAUCCUUCGUCAGUGGUUGGACGUGUGUGAAACCGAAGGGGGCAUCCUGGUUGCUCAACAGUUGCUGCAUAAAAGACCGUUGUUGGUUGCUCAAAUGGUCGAAGAAUGGCUGAAUUACUACAGAAGAUUGUCGCAGAUGACAUCAGCUCCUUUCGUGAGGCCUCUUCCCAUUCAGGAUUAUUCGAGCGAAGGAGACACGGACGACGAAUAGCGAAGGCUGAAAUUCGUGCUUCGAUAACACAAAACGAGUAGUGAUGCUUUAGUACCUAAUGUAUCGAAAUUUUUUCAGAAAGGAGAAAAUUAGAUGGAUAUAAUGUCGAGUCGGGUGCAUCAGUAAAACGCUUGUUCUAACCGAGCUGAAGUUGUUUUGGGGGGAUCACUUGAACUCCUGGAUCGGUUCAGUUUUUUAUGUCUACAUAUACAGGAUCAUUGAAAAGAUUUUCAAAUCAACUGUGAUUCAUUUUGUGAUAUUCCUCGUAUACCAACAUUUUGAAUUUGUUUUUAAUAAUAACAGUAUUAUCAAUCUGUAAAUUUGGUGGCAACUAACUAAAUGCAAAAGUUGCAACAGUUAACAAAAUAUUCAGACUGGUCUGAAAUGAUUGGCAAACAAUUGAAGGAAAACUUAAAUUGACAAAAUCACAAUCAGUGAUCUUUUCAUCAAUUUCUAGUAAACUCGUCGACAAAUCACAACCAGUGAUUUUUUUUCAUCAAUUUUUAGAUUGAUAACUCAACUUUGUAGGAAACUUCAAUCCACAAAAAAGAUAAUUCAAUCUGUAAAAUCAAUGGAGUGCGCUUUAUUUCAAUCUGAGAAUUAUAAAUUAGAUGUAAUUGAUAGUAAAUAAUGUAAACCCUGAAACUACAUUUAUGAAUUCCGCCUCCAAAUUCAUAGUUUCAUUUGUUAAUUUUAGUGUAUGAUAUAGGAAGUAUCAAAUCUGAUUUUUUUAAGUUGAAUUAUAGUAAUGGAUUGAUCAACAAUAUUGGAGAGUUCAGUCAGUAAAUUUACACACUAAAAAUUGUACAAAUAUAUUUAUUGAUGCUUUUUCAUUCUUGAGCGGAGCAACUAGAACUUUCAUUGAUGGUUCAAUCUGUGCCAUUGAAUACAAUUUGAAAGGUUCAAUUCGUAAAUUUUAUGACGAAUAAAAGGUCCUCUAUUACUUAUAUUUGCAGAUUGAAUUUUGCAAUCAAUAUAUUUGAAGUAUUUUCAUCGAAUUUAACAAAGUCUGGUAAUUUUACAGAUUGAAAUCAUAUUGCUUUUUCAAUCUUUAGUGGAGGAACGUAAACUUGUGUUGAUGGUUCAAUCUGUGCCAUCGAAUAGAAUUUAAAAGGUUCCAUUUGUAAAUUUUAUAACGAGAGAAGUUCAACUUUAUGUAUAUUUAUUAAUAGAAUUUUGCGAUCUAUCCGUACAAGUUUUUACAUUCGAAUUUACAGAUUGAUUUGCAGCUUUACACGUAAUACAAGUUUUCAUUUUGGUUGUGUAAAAUUACACACGGUUCAUUUGCAAAGUAAUCGACUGUCUACACUGAGGUGUUCCCAAUCAAUUUCAUUGGUUGAGACUUUGCACAAUCGACAUCUUUUUUCCUUCUAGUGUGCCCCCCCUCCCGAUUACUUUUGCACCCGGUCUCGUGUAAAUAGAGAAAGGGACAUAAUAAACUUGCACUGAGGAUCAUUGAGUUGCAUAUUUCUGCUGAUGAGUUUUUACACGUGAGCGUAUUAUCUUCAUCUUGCCUAUGCAAAAGUUGUAUAGAUUUUUUUGUAUUCCGAGUAGGACUUAAUUAUUUUUAUAGGUAGCUGAAGUACAAAUAAAAAAUAUAUAUAAAAAUAACGGGGUUCUAUAUUUUCUCCUAACGUACAAAUUAAAAUGGCUAGAUGUUGAUGUAAUUCCUUAAAAAAGUUACCAAAAAGCUUUACUUUCUUGUGAUUUUUGUACCAUUUCAGAGUUUGUAACGUUUCUUCAAGCCGAGACGCCAUCAGUAUAUUUUCAAGCAUAUGAAAUAUGCCAGUUCAGCUGUUUUUUUUUUCAAAUAUUGCAUACUCUUUCAUACUCUUGCUUUGAAAUAACAUCUAACCGUUUUUAAUUUGUAUUUUUUCGUAAGUGCUUUAAUAUUUAUUGUUUUGUUGGGGAUGUUAUUUUCGUUGUUGUUGAUGGUCAGUGAUGUGGAGUGUGUAAGUGGUCGCCUGUUAAGAUUUUCUGAGAUUGAAGUCAAUUUGCCGAUGUCAAACUUGUUUUCAAAUACAACUCUUUAAACUAGGUUUUCUCAUUGAGGUAUUGAAUUGGAUUAAAUGGAUUUAUUGAAUAAACUAUAUAUUACAUUGUUAACACACUGUUAUUAAAAUAUAUUAUAGAGAAUAAAUGAUUUGAAUUCAA